Messenger RNA from Cuscuta campestris, 1038 nucleotides. The record is from the annotation of a GenBank genome assembly. Lineage: Eukaryota; Viridiplantae; Streptophyta; Magnoliopsida; Solanales; Convolvulaceae.
AUGGAAAUAAUUUUUUUUGUGGGAUUUAACUUUUUCUCUUUUUUUUUUCUUUUAAAAUCGAAAGUACGGAGUAUUAUUAGUUUUGCUUCGAGAGGGAGAGACCAUACUAUAUUAGGAAGGUAUGCGCUCACCUUUGUUGUACGGUGUGUCUCCCCACACGCUCUCCAUGGAACUAGCCGGCGACCACUUUCCGGCCUGUAAAUAUCUAAACUCCGCCGCCGCACCACCGCCGGCAAAUUCACCGAACAAGAUCCUGGCGUCGAAGAGGAGGAAAAAGGACGACGACGGGAAACACCCGAUAUACCGCGGCGUGCGGAAGCGGAGCUGGGGGAGGUGGGUGUCGGAGAUCCGAGAGCCGAGGAAGAAGACGAGGAUAUGGCUGGGGACAUUUGCCACCGCGGAGAUGGCGGCGCGGGCCCACGACGUGGCGGCGAUCGCCAUCAAGGGGCCGUCCGCGGUCCUCAAUUUCCCCGGCUUAGCGCCCGGCCUCCCCAGACCGGCCUCUAAAUCCGCCAAGGACAUCCAGGCGGCCGCCGCAAAAGCCGCCGCGCUCGACUGCUCAGAGCCGACCCGACCCGAUCCGCCGUCAUCUCCGGAGGAGAAUCCGACUUCGGAAUCCACGGCGACGUCUCUGAGCAGGGACGACGACGACGACCCGUUUCUCGAUUUGCCGGAUCUUCUAUCCGACCCGACCCGAAGAGCCGCCGAUAUCGGGUUCAUUUCGCCGUGGCUCCAGCUGGCAGCUGGAUUCGAGCCGUUUCACGCGGAUAUUUGGUCAGGGGAUGAGAAUUUACUUUGGGAUUAAAUUUAGAGGUAAAUCCAAAAAAAAAAAAAGCGAGUGCGGUAAAUCUGCAUGGCUCAAAGAGUGGUUCGCAGUAAAAAAAAUUAUUUACUCCGUGUGAAAGCUAGCUAAGGCAUCAAUCAAUUCUUUACCACGUGACUGUUACAGGCAUGAACAAUUUCAUGUACUGUAAUUAAUUUUUUUACGGUGGAAAUAUGCUCAAAAAAAUUACGGCGGAAUAAAACGUUAUAUGUAUU